AUGACUGAGGCCCCUCCUUUAAACGCCCAAAUAAUUCGUGGAUUAAAUGAUAAGGUAUAUGAAAAACGAAAGACUGCGGCAUUAGAAGUUGAAAGACUUAUCCGCGAAUACUCCGCUAGCAAGGAUACAGAAAAAAUUCGAGCUAUUAUUGAUAAAUUAGCUAACGACUUUGCUUAUUCAGUUAACGCGAAUUCUCGAAAUGGAGGGUUAAUUGGUUUAGCUGCCGCGUCGAUAGCUUUAGGACCAAACGUUGCUGCUUAUUUGGAUGAUAUUGUUAUACCGGUACUUUCUUGUUUCUCCGAUCAAGAUUCCCGUGUAAGAUAUUAUGCAUGUGAAAGUAUGUAUAAUAUAUCUAAAGUAUCUAAAGCGGAUUCAGAACUUUCAGUAAAGAAUGGAGCAGAACUUUUGGAUAGAUUAAUUAAAGAUAUUGUUGCAGAACAAUCUACAUCAUAUGUAUCAUCAUUAGUUUUGGCAUCCAUGACACAUGAUGAUUUGAUGGGACCAGUUUCAAUGCCUCGCACUACAGCAUUUUCUCUUCCACGAUUUAUUCCUUUACUUGCUGAACGUAUUCACGCUAAAAAUCCAUACGUUCGUAAUUUUCUAGUAUCAUGGAUUACAGUAUUGGAUUCAAUUCCAGAUCUUGAACUUGCAUCAUUUUUACCAGAUUUUUUGGAUGGACUUUUGCAAUUUUUAAGUGAUGCGAGUAAAGAUGUUCGAUAUGCUACUUCAGCAGUAUUGGCAAAUUUUUUGGCGGAAAUACGGGAAGCAGCCGAAGUUAAGGAACAACAAAAGCAACAAGCAAUGAAACAUUAUUUCGUGGAACAACAAAGGAAACUUGUUACAGUAUCAGAAAAUGUUAGUGAAGCAGGUGAAAGUGUUAAAGAUGGUGGUAGCGUUAAUGGAGAUGGAGAAGAUACUAAUUUAAAAUCAACAUUAGAUGGAGAAAUUAACUGGGAUGCAUUUUCAUUAAGUGAGACAGAAGGUAGAGGGAAAGGUUCAUGGGUACCUGGACAAGAAGAAGAAAUUCAAGCAACAGCAUUAAAAUGGAUAAGUGAAUUCAUACACCUUGCCAAGGAAGUGAUCAUAUCUUUUACACCACAAUUAAUAAGCGCCGUUGCAGUGGAGACAAAUAAAAGUCUUUAUAAGAUGAUUCUUGAAACACCAACGAAUAGUGUUCCAACAUCACAACCACCACCAUAUUCAGCAAUCUCUCGGGAAGCAUCAUCUUUCUCUUCAACUUCUUCAAUUGAUUCUUCAAUGUAUUCUCAUUCAGGAAGUCAUAGAGAACAACAACAGACCAAUUCUUUACCACUAAUAUAUGAACAAGCUGAUCCAUUUGAUUAUCAAGCAACAGUUGAAGCAUUAGUUCAUCAAUUUUUAAAUGAGCAUGAAGAAACUAGAGUAGCAAGUUUGGAUUGGUUAUUGAUGCUUCAUAAAAAAGCUCCCAAAAAGAUUCUCGCAAUUGAUGAUGGAACUUUUCCUGUAGUUAAACGAGAUCUUCAGCUUCUUGCACAAUUAUCAUCCAGUUCCGAGGAUGAAUAUUUUACUCGUUUCAUGGAUAUUGAAUCUGCCUCAAGUAUGGUGCAAAAUCUUAAUAGUAUUCUCAUCACAUCACCCGAACUCUCUGAUUUACGAAAGAGACUUAAGAAUCUUGAGACGAAAGAUGGUCAAAUGUUAUUCACGGCUUUAUACAAAUCUUGGUGUCAUAAUCCGGUGGCUACAUUUUCACUUUGUUUAUUAGCACAAGCUGCCGACCUUGAUAUAACAGUGAACCUUUUAAUUCAAAUUGAUAAACUUGUUCAAUUGCUCGAAUCUCCAGUUUUUACAUAUUUACGUUUACAACUCCUUGAACCGGAUAAAUAUCCUUACCUUUUUAAAUGUCUUUAUGGUCUAUUGAUGCUUUUACCACAAAGCAGUGCAUUUGCCAGUUUAAAGAAUAGAUUAACAAGUGUAUCUUCAAUGGGAUUUUUACAUUUGAUUCCAAAGAGUAAUGAAAUCAAAAGAUCAAAAACAUCAUCAUCAUCUAAAGAUGAUGGUAUAAAAUUCCAAGAAUUGCUCACCCAUUUUAGAGCAGUUCAAACAAAACAUGAAAAAAUUCGGAAACAAGUACUUCAAUCACUUGGUCGGGUAGGUAGCCGUAAUCGUCGUACGAGAGAACAUCGAACCAAUCAAACAACAUCUGGUAAACACGUUAAUAGUGGAAAUUCAUCAUCAAAUUCCUUAAAUAAUCGAAAUGUCAAUAUUAAUAAUGGUAUCAAUGGUGUGAGUUCAAAUUUAAUUUCAAAUGGUACGGGAGCAAGUCAAUCAAAGAGACGUCUUAGCGCAGCUAGUUCGGCUAGUGCAACAAGUGAUCAUGGUAAUGUCAAUAUAAAUUCUCGUCCUCAAAGUCCGCCAAGUAGUGGAAGACGUACUGGAUACAGAAAAUGA
This is a messenger RNA of Diversispora eburnea, 2427 nucleotides long. The record is from the annotation of a GenBank genome assembly. NCBI's taxonomy places the organism in Eukaryota, Fungi, Glomeromycota, Glomeromycetes, Diversisporales, Diversisporaceae.